Messenger RNA from Pieris napi, 3099 nucleotides. It is a transcript of the gene tun, whose product is annotated as protein N-terminal glutamine amidohydrolase. The transcript is spliced from 5 exons. NCBI's taxonomy places the organism in Eukaryota, Metazoa, Arthropoda, Insecta, Lepidoptera, Pieridae. Gene Ontology annotation, cellular component: nucleus; cytosol. Gene Ontology annotation, molecular function: protein-N-terminal asparagine amidohydrolase activity; protein-N-terminal glutamine amidohydrolase activity. The record is from RefSeq and is a predicted model, not a curated record. Bases 111 to 758 code for a protein of 215 amino acids.
UGAGUGAAUAGAAAAACACUGUGAACUGUGAAGUGCAAGCAAACCGAAGUCCAAACAUCUAGGACAGCAUAGUGCAUACUAAAAGAAAUCUUGAAAAGUAAAAAUUUAAAAUGUCGGUCAGCCAAGUUCACCAACCCAGUAUUGAUACGAAGAAAAGUGAUAAAAAUUUAAGGCUUCUGUUUCCAAAGCAAGCUGAAUGUUCUUAUGUGUCGUGUUAUUGUGAAGAAAAUGUCUGGAAGCUCUGUCAGGAUGUAUCGUUAAGAGUUCCAGAAGAAUUGGAUCGAUGUUUUGUGGUAUUCAUAUCGAAUCCCUGUCGCACUGUGCCUUUGUGGAAACAAAGGGCUGGGCGCGAAGAAGAUCGCCUCGUCAUUUGGGACUACCAUGUCAUAUUCCUAUACUCAAUUGACUUGAAGUCAUGUUUGGUUUAUGACUUAGAUUCUGAGCUUCCAUUCCCAACGUUCUUCCAUAAAUAUGUUACAGAAACAUUUCGUACAGAUCAAGUUCUAAAAUCUGAUUUCCACAGGUUCUUUAGAGUUGUGCCAGGUAAAUAUUUCUUACAGCAUUUUUCAUCUGAUCGCCGUCAUAUGAAAAGACCUGAUGGUUCCUGGAUUAAACCACCACCACCAUAUUCUGCUAUAUCUGCAUCAGCAUCUUCUCACAACUUAGAUGAGUACAUCAACAUGGAUGCCGAUAUUGGUCCUGGCCAAGUUUUUAAUCUUACUGAAUUUGUUCAAAGAUUCUAUAAGAUAGAAAAGUGAGGAUAUAUUAAUUAGAAAAUGGUAGUUAUGUUAACUUUUACAAGAUUACCAUGUUUUUUUAUUAUUAUGAUAUGUUUGUUAAGUUAUCAAAUUGAAUUAAUGAUUAAGUGUUGCAUUUAUACUUAUACUGUAGAAUUUUUUACUAAGUACAUUUAUUCUCAGUUUUCAUCAUAUAGGCUUUUUUAGACUUUAACAGUUAUGAUAAAGAUGUUAUAAUACAACUACAAGUUUUCAAAAUAUAUUAAUGGCAGCACCAAAUAACACAGUAUGAUAUUUUGUGCACAGACACUGUUAAUUCUAAAUUAUACAGGUGUAUUUGAUAUAAUAAAACAGUUAAAUAGGAUUUGUGUAGCUUUUGCAAAAGGUAGUUUUGAUGGCAUUCACAUGGCCUGUUGGCUAAACUACAGAGGAAUUUGUUAAUGAUUGUAUUAUAUAAAGAGGUUUUUGACUUUGAAAUGGAGAAAAGCUUGACAAUAUUGUAACAAUUAUUUGUAGGCCUAGCUUGAUUCCUAAAGAUAACUAUUACGGCAAGUGGUGUAUAGUAUAAAUAUCAAAUGCUCUUUAUUAAAAUAUGUAUAUGCUUAAUUAAAAUCAUUUUACAAAGCAAGCUACAGUUACUAUAAAUUACUAUUUUUCGGAAACUGACAUUCUGCUUUUAAUGUAUGUUGACCUGAAACACCAUUUUGCCCACGUUCUCCUUCACAAUUUAUAUUAAAAUUACAUGCCAUAUGAAAAAAAACAUUUUUAAAAGUUCUAUGUAAAAUAUAUUGCGGACCUGUUUCGUGUCGUUGGUAAUUUUCGAUACUUAUCACAUUGCGUGUGAAUAAUAUAUAACCUAGCAGUUGCGGUUAACUGUAAUUAAAUAAUUACGCUUUAAAGUUUAAACUAAAAAUGUUGAUACCUAGAUUUUUGUAUUGAUCGCCCCAAUUUUUUUACGAGGUACUACAUACUUAAAUUCACAUUGACGGCUAAUGCUGUAAGUUAUAAGAUUUUAUUUAUUUGAAAUAAUAUUAAAAUAUUGUCUUGUAUAAAAAUAAAUAAUAAGUCAUUAGUGGUGUGUAACACGAUCGCGUGGUAGCUUUUGUAUGUUGUUAAAAUUUGCUCUACAAGUGUGCGAUUUUCAUAAGGUUGUCAAAUUGAAUUUUAAGGCCACCAGAAGGCAAAUUACAUAAUGUAUAACAAUCUAUGCCAAAUAAUAGCAUUUAACCUUAAGAGUGUAUAAUAAUAUUCCUACAUAAGCUUUCUGAGGUUGCAUGCUUGUAGUUCGUCUAUUUAAUAAUUUUGUAUUAACUUUUAUACACUCUUUUUAUCCUUCCCUAGCACCCUUAGCGUUAUUAUAUCGUAAUGUUUAAUAUACAAAGAUUAUUGCAUUUAAUUUGUUAUAAUAAUUAAUCUUAUCAUUAUCUUGAGCUUAUAACUGGAUAUAUUUUACUAUAAAGUUUGAAUUACAAGAUAUUUUAUAAUCAGCCAAAAAGAACCUUUAAUGUACAAAUUUAUUUAGAUUUUAUCCAGAUAAUCUAGGUUAACAAGGUUUUUUAAUAAAGGGAAUGUUUUAUGAAUCAUUGCCCAGUAUUAUAUAAAAAAAUAUCUUUCACAUAUUUUAUAAACUUAACACUUAUCAAAUACUAUAUACACCUACAGCCAAGUUUACAUUAUGAAUUUUUAUGAUAUAAUAGCAAAUAUAAAUAAGUUAUUAUAAACAUUUUCAUAAUAUUACUGGAUAAAUAAAUUUUAUUAAUUGUUGUUAAAAAAAAUCUAGUCAAUAUAGAAUCUAAUAUUAAAUUUAAUGUUUUCAAAAUUCUGUUAAAUACUUACUUUAAAUAUUUAUGUAAAAGUAAUUUUUAUAUUAGGUCUAACUUAUGAUAAUCGAUUUUACUAUUUCUACUUUUAAUAAUCUUAUUGAUAACGCAUGUAAAAUAAGUAUUUUGAUGUCUUGAAGACUUACUCUCCUACUUUGCUGACUCAUGUUUUAUAUGCGUUAUUACUAAGAAUCAUAAAUCUCUUUAUCUUAGUAGAAAGUUGUAUAAUCAGGCGUAGCUGGAUUAAUUAUGGGACCAAUGUAACAAGAAUGUAUGAACACAGUAUGAGGAUUGCAAAAGGGGCUGUGGUUUCCCACUGGUUACGCCUUGUCUACAUCUAAUAUCACUUAAUUAUUUAAAUUAACACUCAAUCGAUACCUUCCUUCUACGCCUUUACAUUUUAUCUAUUGACUGACAAGCCUGAGUGAUAAUGUGCUUGUGCUUUAUGUACUAUGUUAUGUUUUUUAUUUAAAAGUUAUUAUUAAAGUGCUAAAUAAAAUAGCUCUUUAAAAAUAACUUAAAUAAAUAAAACACCAAAUAUG